Molecule: messenger RNA, 763 nt
Organism: Lactuca sativa (garden lettuce)
Lineage: Eukaryota; Viridiplantae; Streptophyta; Magnoliopsida; Asterales; Asteraceae
Source: RefSeq, a predicted model, not a curated record
GUGAGUGUACCAUGCAGCAGCUUGUUCGAUAUAGUAACCGUGAGAUGUGGACACUGCACAAAUGUGUUGUCUGUGAAUAUGGGAAUGGUUUCUGUUCAUCAGUCUCUCACCAAUCCCACCUCCCAAAAUUCUUCUGCUUCUCACCGCCAUGGUGAUCAGGAUCCUAACGAAAAUCCUUCAAAUUCUGAGGUCGGUUUGUGUUCAUCUACGAGAUAUAUGCCCGUGAAACCACCUCCUCCUCCAAACACCAAUGAUCAAUCAAUAAUCAAUGCUCCACCGGAGAAAAGGACACGCGUUCCAUCUGCAUAUAACCAAUUCAUCAAACAGGAGAUUCAAAGGAUUAAGGCUACUAAUUCAAAUAUCAGCCACAGGGAAGCUUUUAGUGCUGCUGCCAAAAAUUGGGCACAUUUUCCUCAUAUUCAUUUUGGGUUAAUGUUGGAGGGCAACAAUCAUCAAGCAAAACUUGAGCAGCAGAGUAACAUGCAAGGAUCUAAGAAGCGAUUAAAGUCAACAAAAGAGUCAUUUGACAAAUAAUUCAAUAGUUUUAAUUAUGUUUUAAAUUUUAAUGAUUUGAAAUAUUACUUUUAAAAAUUGUUUGACAAUUGUAUCAUCAUGUUAUCCAUGUAUUUUUAGGUUUAUCAUUGUAGUAUAUACUUCGCUUUGCUUAGCGAAAUAAUUUGGUCGGCUGUUUCUCUCCUUCAUUUGGACGUAAAUUUUAUUAAGAGUUAUGCAUGUAAAUAAAACAUGAAGAAUACGUACAUCA